This is a messenger RNA of Nilaparvata lugens (brown planthopper), 6882 nucleotides long. RefSeq names its product contactin (gene Cont). Gene Ontology annotation, molecular function: protein binding. The transcript is spliced from 20 exons. The coding region runs from base 164 to 3763 and encodes 1199 amino acids. Gene Ontology annotation, biological process: cell-cell adhesion. The record is from RefSeq and is a predicted model, not a curated record. Lineage: Eukaryota; Metazoa; Arthropoda; Insecta; Hemiptera; Delphacidae.
UGCAUCUUCUAGGCUUGGCCGCCAUAAGGCGUGGUUGGUUAUUAUUAUGAGAUGAGAUGUUAGAUAAUUCAAUCUUCCAUUCUUCCUUGUUAUUGUCAAUUGGCGUUAUACUAUUUUGAAUUAUGGGUGUUAAUGAAUGAUAAUUAGAUUGAAUUAAACCAUUAUGGAAAAAUACUUCCUUAUUCUACUGGCUACUUUUGAGCUUUGUGGGACCCAGAUUACCCAAGAAGGCAGCGGCGAAUGGACAUGUCCACAACAUUGGCAUAGAUUUCAAAAUUCUUGCUAUCGUUUUAUCAAAUCACCUCUUCGAAAUAGGAAUGAUGCAAGAAGAAACUGUCAGGCUUAUGUGUCAGAUCUCGUUAGUAUAAACAAUUUGGAGGAGCUCGGUUUUAUUGUGAACCGGCUUAUUCAAGAAGACCCUCAACAUAGACGAUGGUAUAUUGGAGCUCACGAACAGAGCCCUGGGUACUGGGUGAAUGAAGGGGACAGUACCGCACUCACUGACAUGGAUUCUGCUUUCCUCCCCGAGCAGGGCACUCUCACCAAUCAACCCAAACCUCACCUUGCCUUCAGCUAUUCUUACCCUCUACGCAAAUGGGGAGUUGAAAGAGUGACGGGUGAAGAAAUGCUAUUGUACAUAUGUGAAGCUCCUAUCGCCAAUGUCUAUAUGAUGGUAACAGAAGAUCGCACCUUCCAAUAUGGUCUAGAAGUCGAUGAUCCACUCAGAAUUCCAAUGGGACCAUAUUUCAUUAAGCAGCCGGUCAAUGUUGUAUUCGAUCUAUCAAAAAAAGGAACUACAAAUGACAUUUCAUUGAGCUGUCUUGCUGCUGGAUAUCCAACUCCAACAUACGAAUGGUUCAGAGAAGACUAUGAAAACGAUAGGCUAGUUGCAACUCAAAUCGACCCUCUUCAGGAUAAAAGAUACACGGUUAGCGGAGGAUCUCUACUUAUCAAUGAACCAAGACAAGACAAAGACAGAGGCUCAUAUCAUUGCAAAGCCACAAAUAAGUAUGGAACAAUCAUUUCUGAGCUCGCUACACUUUCCUUCGGUUUCAUAGCCGAAUUCAAUAUGAAACGAUCCCCUCAAGAUGGGAAAGAAAACUGGGGAAAGGCGAUAUUCUGUGAUCCGCCUCAGAACUUUCCAGGUGUCAAAUAUUAUUGGGUUCGUGAUUAUUUCCCCAAUUUUGUGGAAGAAGACAAGCGAGUAUUCGUAAGUUAUGACGGUGCCUUGUAUUUCUCAGCAAUUGAGAAUAUUGAUCAAGGAAACUACAGUUGUAUAGUACAAAGCCAAGUAUCUGAUACGGGUAGAAAUGGACCAUUCUUUCCUCUAAGAGUAAAUCCACAUUGUAAAAACCGAAAACCGUUGUUAUUACUUUUUUUUAAUGUUUUUAGUCCUGUUCCGUCAUACAAUUGGACUAGGAAAGGAGCUCCGUUGCCUCGUAAUGCUGUACUCAGCAACUACAACCGGGUUCUGACACUGCCACAUGUUCAGGUCGAAGAUCAAGGAGAAUAUGUUUGCCGUGUCUAUAAUGAUAGAGCUGCUGAUGAGAAGAGCGUUGUACUUAGCAUCAAAGCCGAGCCGAAUUUCACGAUUCCUCUAACGGAUAAACAUAUGGAUAAUAAAGGUGAACUAACGUGGACCUGUGAGGCAUUUGGAAUUCCUGAUGUCGAUUAUACGUGGUUCAGAAACGGCAAGCCAUUGACUCUGGAAUCCUUACCUCCUGACGAAAGGGGUCGCUAUUUAAUUCAGGACAAUGUCUUGACCAUCAAAAACCUAAAUCCAGAAAUAGAUCCAGCCAUGUACCAAUGUCGUGCCAGCAACAUUCUCAAGAUGAAAUAUUCCUCCGCUCAACUUAGAGUUCUUUCUGUCCAACCGUCGUUCAAAAAGAGACCUCUUGAAGCUGAAACGUACGCUGCUGAGGGAGGAAAUAUAACAAUGAUUUGUAAUCCAGAAGCGGCUCCAAGACCCAAGUUUGUUUGGAAGAAAGAUGAUGCUACUCUGGGAUCAACUGGCCGAAGAAGAAUACUAGAAAAUGGUAAUCUCAUAAUAAGCCCGGUGUCUCGUGAUGAUGAAGGAAUGUAUACAUGCAUAGCCUCCAACCAGUAUGGACAAGACCAAAGCCAAGGACGUCUCAUUGUUUUACGUGGUCCUACUCUGGUUGAAUGGAUGGAGUCUAAGAUUACUACUGCAGUUCAGAGGGAUGUGGUACUGAGAUGUCAAGCAGCUUCUGAAGAAGUUCUAGACCUUGCUUACAUGUGGACACACAAUGGAUUACGCAUUUCAAACAACGAAUUCAAGAAAACAAGAGUAAGAAACGAUGGUGGUACUUUGGAAAUUCAUAAUGUAACGUUAGCCGAAGCUGGUGAUUAUGAGUGUAUUGUGAAGAGUGCCGUUGGUCGCAUAUCCAUGAAGACCAGUGUUACUGUCGAAGGACCUCCUGGACCUCCAGGUGGUGUCCAAGUGGAUGUGAUGAAGACGUCUGCCAUGCUGCAAUGGACCGAUGGGGCUUCCAAUGGCCGACCGAUCACACAUUACACUGUCUCAUGCAGAACCAACUGGAACUCAAGCUGGUUCAAUGUUGCUGAAAAUAUCACAGCUAAUGAAAUCAGCCGCUACAAUGGACGUAAAGAGGCAACGAUUGAAAAUGUUCUAUCGCCGUGGUCCACUUACGAGUUCCGAGUCAUAGCUGCUAAUAUGUUGGGAUAUGGAAUUCCUUCAGCGCCAUCUCCCAGCUAUAAUACUCCACCUGAUAAGCCCUACGUUGCACCAACUAACAUAGGAGGCGGCGGAGGCAAAAUUGGCGAUCUUACAAUCACUUGGAAAACAUUGGACAGAAAACAUCAAAAUGGACCUGGUAUUUACUACAAGGUUUUCUGGAGGCUGUCUGGUCAUGAGACCGAAUUUCAGAGCCUUGACUUGAAAAGUUACGGUAAUGUUGGUGUGACUGUUGUAAGGAUAGAACUUCAGAACUACUACACCAAAUAUGAUGUCAAAGUUCAGGCUGCGAACAGUAUUGGAAUGGGACCCGAGUCGCAGAUUGAGACGAUUUACAGCGCUGAAGACAUGCCACAGGUGGCGCCUCAACAGGUGUCAGCUCGCUCCUUCAACUCCACCUCGCUCAAUGUCAGCUGGGUGCCAAUCGACAUGAGUCGCGAGAGAAUCAGAGGAAAGCUAAUUGGACAUAGGUUGAAAUACUGGAAAAAAGAUACAAAAGAAGAGGAUUCGGUGUACUACCUGAGUCGCAGUACCAGACCGUGGGCUCUGAUUGUUGGUCUGCAGCCCAAUAUCUACUACUUUGUGAAAGUGAUGGCGUACAAUGCGGCCGGUGAAGGACCCGAAAGUGAACGUUUUCUGGAGAAAACAUUCCGAAAAGCGCCUCAAAAACCGCCUACUUCUGUGCAUGCCUACUAUGUCAAUCCAACCACUGUCAGAGUAGUCUGGCGAUACGUAACCGCCACUCUUGAGGAAGAACCUGUCAUUGGCUACAAGAUACGAGUUUGGGAAGUCGAUCAAGAUAUGAGCAGAGCCAACGAUACUUAUGUCCCAGUCGGAUCUAAAUUGGAAGCUUAUGUUUCGAAUCUUUCCGUUGGAAAAGCAUAUCUGAUGAGAGUUUUGGCUUAUUCGAACGGAGGAGAUGGAAGGAUGUCUUCCCCUCCGCUCAGAUUCCAAAUGGGAUCGUUCAACAAAAACUCAGCUGAAUCGACCAUCUCAGAAAUUUUCACCAUUUUAGUAUCAUCAUUCAUGCUUAUUUAUAUGUCCUAGAAAUCAAAUACUAAGACGAUCAAAGAUAACUUUGUAAAGUUUGACUGUACUGUAAAUAAAAUUGUUGUCAAUUCAAUAUAGAUUUAACAUAAUAUGACCUUAAUGAAACUUGCCUUUACUGAUCAUAAGGCCUUAUAUUGUGUGAAUCGCUAAUAGCCAUGAUAAUACAACAAUAAUAAUGUUGUAGUAAAAUUACAUCUAUUAGUUUUUAUCACGCAUACUGAAUACUCUUUCGAUAUCAACUUAUUAGGAUUUUUUAAAUAAACUUUUAGAGUACACUUCAAUAAUAAUAAUACAGUGGCGGCGGCUCGUGGUGCAAACUUGAGGGGGCUCAGGGAGUAUUUUGGCAAAACCCCCCUUAAUCCAAGAAUAUAAUUUUGUAACUUGUUCGACUAAAAUGCAGUUUACAAAUGAGCUACCCUUUAAAUAGUAUUAAUUUUGGACUAUUUUAUUUUGAGUUUUGAAUAAAAUAAUAACUUUAUUCUUAAACAAGCAGGUGCCCUCUGCUCCGCAAGGGUCUAAAUCAAAAACUUGACCUGCUAUAAUUUUAAAGAAUUCAAAAUAGGCCAAUAACCAUCCUCAGUAAAUUAAGAAUCAAUAUGCAAAAUUUCAAGUUAAUCAGUUGAGUAGUUCAGACGUGAUGAUGCGUCAUUUGUGAAUUUCCUAUCCUGUAGAGGUACAAGCCAGUUCUUUCUUUAUAUUACUAGGAGGUAACCCGUGCUUCGCACCAGGAAACAUUUGGUGCUAUUAAAAUUUGGUAAAAUAAUAAAUCUCCUUGUGUCCAGGAAACAUAAACAAUAGAAUAAUAAAUUAUUUAUUUUUAAUUACGGGGUUAAUUUUUAUGAGAGUUGGAAAUUUCCAGCAAAAAAUAUAGUUUUAUAGGUCUCGAUCCCGCAACCUUUGAUUCAUGAACUAAGCUAUGGAGUCACAUGGAGUAUGCCCUGUUUGUUUGGGCUUUAUAGUUGCGUAAUCUUUGAAUCACAGAUUGAAAGAAUUUUUUUUAAUUAUUAAUUAUUUGUUUUAAUAAAACAAAUUAAUCAAUUAUUGAUUAAUAACAAUGGAAAUAGGCAUUUGACCAUCAGAAUCUAUAUGUAAAAUAAUUUUUACAGAAUUGUAAAGAAUUACUAAUUUAAUUCUAUCCUUUCAAAUACUGAAAAUAAUUUUAAAUAUGGAUUUAGUAAUGGAGUCCAAAUGGACGAGCCGCCACUGUAAUAAUAUCAAACAACAAAAUAAAUUACAACAGGUUUUAACUUUCUACGAUUAUUUUAUUAAUCAAAAAAUUAUACACAAUCGUUUAUUAUAGUAUGCAUACUGAUUUUAGUUAAUGCUCGAAAAUAACAUAUCCAAUCAUUAUACAGAAAUUAGAUCUCAGAUACUUUCAUAAUAAUCAUUCAACUUUGAUAGCUAGUUUAUUAUGUCUAUAUUAGUUGAAGUUCGUCUAUAAAAAAUUAUUUAUGUAUUCCAUAUACAUAAUAUUCAAUGUAUUGAAUGAUUCAGCUACAUAGUUCAAAUAUUUCUUUCACUAUUUUGAAACUAUUGAUGAAACGUUAGUUGUUUCAAAAGUAUCCAUAUAUUAUUAAAACAAUCUAUGUAUUAUUUAAAAUCACCGUAUUUUUAUCAUGUUUUGUGCACGUUUUCUAUAUUUUAUGUACGUUUUAAUUUACUAUAAGUUAUGUUGCCUCAUUCAUUACAAACAGUGCAAUGAAAAAAUCCUAUUGAAAUCACAAUAAUUCUUCGUGCUCUCUAUAAAGGAUGUUAUACUUGUUCACAUACGGUAUCACUGACAUUUUUGAAUAUGGUUGAUAUUCAUAAAUCCUGAUAAUAGAAAUAACUCUUAUAAAGAAUGAAUUUCAGUUUUCUUACAUUUAAACAUCAGGUUUUAAGCUUGUUGUUCUAUACGUUUGUCAAUUUUAAUGCUGGCUAGAAGUGACAAUGUAGUAUUUCCCUUGCGCUUAAAAUCAAAUAAGAUUUCUUUUUUUUUUCAAAGUUAUUUAUUUAUUUCUACUUGGAUACAUAGAUCUUAUUUAAAAAAGACUAUCCAUUUCUGCACAGUAGCCUAAAUAAUUUUAUUCUAGUAUACACUAAUUGCUGAAUUGCUAACAAAAAGUGCUCUUCAUAGAAUUAUUGAUUUUCAACUGUUGAAAUUUCUUGUAAUGCGAAGUGCCUUCAAAUAUAAAUUAUUAUCAAAGUAAAGAGGAAAUUUAGAGAAAUGUAUAUAUUUAUCUGUUACAUCAUAUACAAUACUACUAUAGAGUUUUGUCCAUAUUCGAAGCGCUUGAGAACGAAGGAUCGAGUUUUUGUUUUCGGUUUUAUUGACCGUUGCAGAUAGAGUGGCUGGUGGAGGGAGGUUUAGGUGGACAACAGCAAAAGUUUGGCUACCUGCUUGACAAUGGCUGGUUGUUCCUUCGAAAUUCUAUUCCAAUCCUUGGGCUGCUUUUUUGAAUCGGAAAGUUAUUCAUCGAAGUAAGAUAGUCAGACGCGUCUCAGACACCCUUUAAGAGAAGACCAAUACCAAUAUUCAGUGGAGCAACCGAUGAAGUUGAAACUUCCCGAUUCAAGAAGCAGCCCAAGGAAUCUCGAAAGGACAUCUAUCCAUUGUCCAGUGGUUCGUAGCUAACACAUUUCCUGGUCUCCACCUCCCCUCCAUUCCACCACUUUCAGCUAUCUGAAAACGAUUAAUAAGAAACGAAAACUUCUAUAAUAUAAUAACUUAUAUGUUCAGUCUUUGCAUUCAACCUCACGCACAAAUAAAUAUGAUUUUUGGUUAGUUCAUGUUUCUAUUGUAUCUUUUUCACAAUUAGCUAGGCUUGUAAGACUUGAUUUCUGUGUUAGUAUCCGUCCAAUUCGUCAUUUUAAUUAUUUCUAUCUUUUAACUAUUUUAACUAUUAAUUUGCGCAAUGUUUUACUUGAAGGAUGGCAAGACUUGACUUGUAUUCAUACAAAAUGUACUACAUACUUAUUUUUAGUUGUUAACAUUCACGAAUCUCUUGACAAAUACUUGAUUACGAGUAUUAUACUUUGUAACUGUGCCGUCCAUUGGGUUUUUCUAGAUAUGUAGUGUUAUUUUUGUACAAUUGUUUAUUGAGGCAAAUUAAAGAAUGUAUUGUUCUGUAUAAUAA